UAUAUAAACGGAAUAAAUCACUACAAGAUCUACCCCAUCAACCUUUUUCUUCCUCUUAUUUACUUUCUUUUUUUAUUAAACUGUUUCUGGUUCUACAAAAUUGUCAGCCUGUUCCUUUUCUACUCAGAUCUGGGUAGAUGGAAACUGUUACAUUAAGGCAGUUGCUGAAUCAUAUAUGCACUGAUUCACAAUGGAGCUAUGCAGUGUUUUGGAAGCUUCAUCAAUUUGACAAUCUCAGGUUUUUCAUGUAUGAAGAUGGGUAUUGUGAUUGUGACUCCCAAAAGUCACAACUUCCAAGACAAGUAUGCAAUUCUAUGCAAGAAGCUUUUAUAACAUCUGGACUUGGAACAAACUUUGAUGAUGUACAUUUCCUGAGAUGUCCUCUUUGUUCUGCAAUUGCUGCUAUGUCACAUAGUCAAUAUCUGCAAGGGGAAGGGAUGGUUGGAAGAGUGGCACUUGCUGAGAGUGAUAUUUGGAUUCAUUCAGAUAACGCUGAAAUCAUUUCUUUUUUGGGGGAUGCAAAUGAGUGGCUUCUUCCUAUAGCAGCUGGAAUCAAGACCACACUACUAGCACCUGUUUUACCAUAUGGAGUUCUGCAAGUGGGAUCAUUUGUAAAGGUUGGUGAAAGUCUGGCCAUAGGCGCGGAUAUUAGAGAUAUUUUCUUCACUCUCGCUUGUGCAACAAUUAGUCCCUUUCCCAAUCACAACGAUCCCCCCCCUAUUUUCUCUUCAAAUCGUAGACCAGAACCCGAAAAUACUGAUCAGACAUCUUUCUUUUACAACAAUAUUGAACAAGCAGAAUAUCAAAAUACAGAUAUAAAUCUUACCAAAUUCCUUGAAAAUGAAUUACCAACUGCUUGUCAACUAGUUCCAUCCAUGUUUGGAAAUUUUCAAUUGGAGGACUUUCCGUUCUUAAUAGAUGAUCAGAAUGUAUUUUAUCCUUACUCGGAUAUUAAUGGUGAGCCAGAUGUGCUAAAUGAGUUUGUUUCUGCUGAUAUACCAGAGGCAACGGAAAUGUGGAUGCUUUCUUGCCUUGAAGAGCAAUAUUAUGAUACUCAAACACCAAACUUUGAUGAGAUAGACACUGAUUUCGUCUCUGAACAAGAGAAAUAUUCACCAAUAUCUGCAGGAAGUCUAAAUGAAAGCAAAAAUUUCAAAGAGUUCCCAAGAGAUUAUGAACUACAAGGAGCACUUGUGCCGGCUUUCCGUUUAAAUGAUGAUAGGGAUUCACGGAACUCUAGCCCGGAAAAUGCAUACUCUGAUAAAAAUGUUUUUGGUUCAUUAAUGUUAGAAUUUUGUCGACCUUUGGAUGAAGAUUUUGAACAAGAAUAUCUAUUGGAAGAUGUGUUGGCUAAAUCAUACUCUAAUCAGUGCAAUAUCAGUAAAUCCAUAACCUCCUUAAAAGAAAAAACUCCUCUCAUUCAGUUUCAGGAUUCAUGUGAAGCUACUGCUUCCGUCAGAAAGCAUGAUAUUGUGUCUGUUCAAGGGCAAUUCGAUACUCUAUUGGAGAAUCAAAGCAUUUUUUCUGAAUUGCUACCUUCACCUUCAUCAUUCGAGAGCUUGGAAAGUGCAAUUAUUAAAGAUGACCAACGACCACACUGCAGUUACGAGCUGCUUGGUAAGAAUGCCAAGACGCCUAAACUUACAAAGGGCAAAGAAAAACCCAAAAAUGGCGGUAGAUCGAGGCCACGAGAUAGACAACUCAUUCAAGACCGGCUCAAGGAGUUGCGCAUGUUGGUCCCGGAUGGUGAAAAAAGUAGCAUUGACGGGCUGCUAGAUCAGGCUACAAAGCAUAUGAAGUUCUUAAAAACAGUGAGUGAACAUGCCGAGAAAGUGAAGAAUAUUAAGGAUCAAAAGGUCGUUUCUGAUAAAAUGUCAAAGAAUGGAGACGUUAAAAACGAUUCUGAAUCGUGUCCUAUCAUUGUGAAAGAUUUGGAGCACUCUGGUCAAUUUUUGAUACAGAUGGUGUGCAAUGAUGAGGGUGUCUUCUUUGAUAUGGCGGAAGUCAUGCACAAAUUGAAAUUGACAAUAUUGGAAGGAGUCAUGGAAAAUCGAUAUAACAAAUGGGCAUCCUUUACUGUGGAGGCUUCAAAAGGGUUUAAUAGCUUAGACAUAUUCUGGCCGCUGAUGCGAAUACUACAGCAAAACAGAAACUGGAUGGCUGUUCAAAGGUGUCCGUAAAUAUGCGAUAAAGAUACCACAAGAUGUUCCAACGACGAUGUUGUCUAACUAUGUACAGCUGCAAAUAAUGAAAUGCGGCUAUGAGAUGAAUUGAUCAAAAGAAGGAAUUUCUUCGUUAUAUGCAGAUUGAUGGCUAUGUUAGAAGUUCUAGCCACUUUUCUCAUCAUGUGCAGGCUCUUAGGGCAAGGGAUCUGCGACGAGCAACAUGUGCCACUAGCCAUAUGCAACAUUCUACCGUAAGGGGGCUUCCAUAGUCACUUGUCGAUCGAGUCACCUAGACCUAGCUACAAAACAGAAGAAGUCGUUGAUUGAUGGCGUAGGAAAAUAGAUGAGUCAUCAGUGUUGAGUUCAGCAAUUGUAAGUUUAGCACUAGUCUUCAAGUUAUCAUAAGAGAUAAUUUUAUGGUAUAUGUAAGGAUUUGUUUGCUCUUUGGCAACCUAAGCUUUAAAUUUAUAGGGCAAAAACCCAGGGUCGAAUCUAUGCUCAGUCAAUGAUGUCAACUGACAACAUUCAACUUAUAUAAAAUCAUAUAUUUUAAGAUAUUAAUGAAUGUGCUGGUUAAGUUGGUAAGAGUUU
This is a messenger RNA of Amaranthus tricolor (Joseph's coat), 2756 nucleotides long. RefSeq names its product transcription factor bHLH155-like. The record is from RefSeq and is a predicted model, not a curated record. The transcript is spliced from 11 exons. NCBI's taxonomy places the organism in Eukaryota, Viridiplantae, Streptophyta, Magnoliopsida, Caryophyllales, Amaranthaceae. The coding region runs from base 138 to 2180 and encodes 680 amino acids. Gene Ontology annotation, biological process: regulation of DNA-templated transcription. Gene Ontology annotation, molecular function: DNA-binding transcription factor activity; protein dimerization activity.